Messenger RNA from Limulus polyphemus (Atlantic horseshoe crab), 1352 nucleotides. Its product is annotated as ribonuclease H2 subunit B-like. The record is from RefSeq and is a predicted model, not a curated record. Gene Ontology annotation, biological process: RNA catabolic process; ribonucleotide metabolic process. Gene Ontology annotation, cellular component: nucleoplasm; ribonuclease H2 complex. NCBI's taxonomy places the organism in Eukaryota, Metazoa, Arthropoda, Merostomata, Xiphosura, Limulidae. The transcript is spliced from 11 exons. Bases 410 to 1246 code for a protein of 278 amino acids.
UCGUUACUGUUAAUCUUUCCGUUUAUUGUGCUCAUGUUACUAUAUCAAUAUUUGUCUUAGAAAUAAAUUAUUAAAAUCGUUCGUUUAUUUGUGUAUCAAAAAAGUAGAUUUGGCGGGAGCUAAACGGCUCUGAUAUGUGACAAAAAUAUCACUAUAUCAACAUAUUACCAAUUUGACGUAACAAUAGCUGUAUUGUUAGAUUAAAUUUGCAUAUAGCUUUGUAAGACAAAUAUACUUCAGACGGCAUCAGGUGCAUUUAGUUAAUGCAGCGCAUAAAUUUCUUACAUUGCUAUUUUUUAAAAGUUUGAAUAUUACUUUUAUAAUUAUUAACGCAUCUGACGUUACCUUCCGUGUUGAACAACCGAAAGCCAUUAAUGAAGUGCCAGAAGCAAUUGGAUAUACGACUGUGAUGACUGCACAAAUGAAACAAAAAGAAGAAAUGAAGAAUAAUAAUUCCUCAAGUCAGCACAAAAUAGUAUUUCUUCCAGAAAGCUUGCUGAAUGGAAGUAUAGAGAGAGAGAAGGACAUCUCAUUUGUGACACUCAGACAUCCUCAGACAGGGUCAGGAGCCUUGUUUGGAUUUGGUCCCUCUGAUACUUCAGUAUAUGAAGUGACACAGUUUUCUGAAGAAUACAGAUCUUGGUUCAUAGGAGAGUCUGUAGAACAAGAUGGAAUCUUGUUCAUGAUGACCCCUUUUGAUCCCUUGUUUCUUCUCUUACCUUAUCUCAAGCAGUUUCAUAACUUAAUUUUUUCAGAAGUUGGAGGUCUCAGAGUUUUUCGAUAUAAUGCCAACAAGGUUUUGAUGUGGCUUGAACAAAAAGUAGAAAAUUUAUUAAGAGAACUGAAAAGACAAAAUAUUUGUGUGUCUGGAGGAUCAAGGGUGGCUACAUUUAUCCCAAGCAACAAGGAGAUGACCCCUUCUAAUGAAAUGUACCUUCAGUAUGUAUAUGAACUACUUACUGAGUACCUCUCUGAAGAUCUUGGCCUUGAACUCAAGUCUCAUUUAGGCUUGGAGACUAAUAAGGCUGAAGAAAGCUCAGCAUGUUCAACAGAAGAGCCACCACAGAAGCGUGCUAAACUGAAUGAUGCUGUAGAACCUGAAGAAGAUUACAGUGUGGCUGUGACUUUAGAAAGCAAGACAAAGACCAAGGAAUCUAAGUUAACAACUUCACAGAAACGAUUGAUGAAGGCAGAUAAGACAGGAAUGAAAAACAUACAAUCCUUCUUCAAGAAGAAGAUCAACUAAAAGUUAAACUUGUAUGAUUGAACUUUUUAGGUUUUUCCAGAUAAUUGUAAAAAUUAUCACAUCAAGGAAUAGAUUUGUUUGUUUAAUAAACAGUUAAAAAAGCAUA